AUGUCGACUUACAGCAUUGUAGAAAAAGGAACGUUGAAUACCAUGGACUACAGAAUAUAUUUCAGUGGUCCAAGUGGUGUCGUGUCUCCAUUUCAUGAUAUUCCAUUGCAUGCUGAUUCAUCCAAAACAGUAUUCAACAUGGUUGUAGAGAUUCCACGUUGGACUAAUCAUAAAAUGGAGAUUUGCAAAGAAGACAAAUUAAAUCCUAUUAAACAAGAUGUUAAAAAAGGAAAAGUUAGGUUUGUGAAGAAUCUUUUCCCUCAUCAUGGUUAUAUUUGGAACUAUGGCGCUUUUCCUCAGACAUGGGAAGAUCCUAACCACACUGAGCCAGAAACAAAUACAAAAGGAGAUUCUGAUCCACUUGAUGUUUGUGAAAUAGGAUCCAAGAUCCACAAAAGAGGAGCAGUUAUUCAAGUAAAAGUUGUGGGUAUCAUGUGCCUUAUUGAUGAAGGAGAAACUGACUGGAAGGUUCUUGCUAUUGAUGUAACAGAUCCUUUAGCCAAUGAAAUUAAUGAUGUUGAGGACAUUGAAAAGAAAAUGCCUGGAUUUUUAAAGGCCACAUAUGAAUGGUUUCGAUAUUACAAAGUGCCUGACGGAAAACCAGAGAAUCAAUUUGCCUUCAAUGGUGAAGCUAAAAACAAAGCAUAUGCUCUAAAAGUAGUUGAAGAGACUCACAAGCAAUGGCAGAAUCUGAUGAACAAGACUGUGGAUGCUGCUGGAAUCAGUUGUGAAAAUACUACAGUUGGUGGUAGUCCAUACAAGUUUGGAGUGGAAGAAGCAAAGACCAUUGUUGAAAAUGCACCUGCACCUGGUACAGCUGCAGAUUUGCCAAGUGAUGUUGACCAGUGGCAUUAUAUAAGCAAGUAA
Messenger RNA from Acanthosepion pharaonis, 867 nucleotides. The record is from the annotation of a GenBank genome assembly. NCBI's taxonomy places the organism in Eukaryota, Metazoa, Mollusca, Cephalopoda, Sepiida, Sepiidae.